AUGGAAGAAAUAUCGCAUGAAAAGAAUAUGGUUCCAGGUUCUUACGUUAUCCUGGAAAACGUAUUUGGACUCAUGGGAACAGUAAUAUGGUCAUUUCAAUUAGUUCCGCAAGUUUAUAAAAAUUGGCGAAGAAAAUCCACGAGAGGACUUUCUCAAAUGAUGAUUCUUCUAUGGACGAUAGCCAAUGUGUUUUUUGGAACAUACGCGAUAGUCUUAAAUUUGUCGAUUCCCUUAAUAAUCCAGCCACAACUCUUUGGAAUUAUUUGUUUGUUUGUUGAUAUACAAUUUUUAUAUUACGAUUCACCAAAACUUAAAGGAAAUAAAGUAAAAAAUGUAACAUUAUUCAUAUUGUCGGCGCUGCUCUUUGCCGUAUGUGAAGUUGGUUCCGUUUACGGAAUUAGAGGAGCGAAUGCGACAAAGAUCAGGUGGCCUGAAAAGGUUUUCGGAAUCGUAUCGCCAGUUUUAUUGAUUUCCGGAUUUGUGCCGCAGUACAUCCAAAUAUAUAGGGAGAAGCAUGUAAUUGGGAUUUCAAUGAUAUUUAUGGCAUUAGAUAUGGCAGGAGCCUUGUUUUCUGUUCUUAGUUUAGUUUUCCGACCACCCCCAUUUGAUACAAUAGCAUCAUUAACUUACAUAUCGGUAUUUGUAUUAGAUGGUUUAAUUGUGCUAUUGUAUUACUUUUUAAACUGGUUUCAUGCAAGGAAAAAUCAUAAUGAUGAAGAAAUUUAUGGUAAAAGACCAAUGCCAACGCAAGCGUUUGUUUCCACAAAUACAUCAUCUUUAAAUCCAACCAUAAAAGAGCAACAAUAUGUACAUGACGUUUAUGAAAAAAUAGCUCAACAUUUUAGUAGCACUAGAUAUAAGCCAUGGCCUGUUGUAGAAGAAUUCUUAAAGGAGAUGGAAAUUGGAAGUAUCGGGGUUGAUAUUGGAUGCGGUAAUGGAAAAUAUUUAGGGGUUAAUCGGAAUGUUUAUAUAAUCGGCGCUGAUAGAAGUUCAAGUUUAAUCGAGAUAAGCGCAUCAAGGGGAUUUGAAACUCUCAUUUGUGAUGCAUUGAAUUUACCAUAUAGAGACGAAUGUUUUGUAUCCAUUUUCAAAGGAGGAUUGCAGCGACAAAGGUUAACCCUUUAUUUUAUUUUAAGAUCAAAAAUCUUGAUCUAUGUUUGGGCUAUGGAACAAAUAGAAUCACGUAGAAAAUUUGAUGAAAAUUAUCAGGAUGUCUUUGUUCCUUGGGUCAUUCCGGCCGAUAAGAAUGAAAAAGAAGAAGAAAUCGUGUAUGAUAGGAUAAUUGGUAUGUGA
Molecule: messenger RNA, 1293 nt
Organism: Funneliformis mosseae
Lineage: Eukaryota; Fungi; Glomeromycota; Glomeromycetes; Glomerales; Glomeraceae
Source: the annotation of a GenBank genome assembly